This is a messenger RNA of Zerene cesonia (dogface butterfly), 1929 nucleotides long. RefSeq lists its product as uncharacterized. The record is from RefSeq and is a predicted model, not a curated record. The transcript is spliced from 4 exons. Bases 70 to 1923 code for a protein of 617 amino acids. Lineage: Eukaryota; Metazoa; Arthropoda; Insecta; Lepidoptera; Pieridae.
AAGUGCUUAACAAAAUUUCGUAAAACUAAAGUAAUAACGAGAGGAUAGCGUGAUAAAUGGUUCUCAAAGAUGACUGUUAGUGAAGCUAAUAAUUUUGUGACGAAACUCAAAGCGCAUGGAUCUGAAAACGAUUACUGCAACUUGGAAUCGGCGUGUAAAGAUUUCAGUGUUUUGCUUACGGCAUUAUCCACAAAAGAUAAACAAUCCUUUUCAUUGAAUGUUUUAUGUAUAUUAUGCAGAAACCUAGAAAAAGUGUCAUCAUGGCGAGAAAGAAUAAACAACACAGAACUUAUAAAACUCAGUAUAGAGUGUGUGAGACAGACCAGAGGGUUGCAAGGGGACGAGCGAGUAAAGAACCUCGCUUGUAUAUACCAUGUUCACAAAUAUAUUGUAAGACAGAACGCAUCAGUACCUCCAGAACUCAUUCUCAAAUUGUCCUUCAUGCCGUUCGAAUGCGAUGCAGACAGCCUCCUCAAAGAUUACCACAAAACCUAUUGGAGUAUACUCGCUGAUCGAAUUGCUUACAUCGAAAGACUUAAGACGAAACUGGCCAUAAAGAAACUACUGCCCAAAUUCAGCGAUGACUUGGCCAAAGUGAUUAUCAUAUACAAGGAUAUUUAUGACUUCUGCUCUAAUUUAUUACCGAUUAUCACAAAAAAGCUAUAUCACGUGUUUAAUGAUGCUGCAGAAUUGAAUGAGAGCUUUAGGAGAAUAUUUGAUGCGAUUGCAUCACACUCGAAUGCUAUAAAACAGUGCAACGAUAAACAGUUAACGGAAUUGUAUGUGAAAUUCAACGAUUGCAUCUAUGUUGUAACGGAGAACUCGAGUAAGAUCGACUUCAAGAAUUCCCCACUUGAAGAUAUUAUAAGGACAUGCUUGGCGUUACUUGGCCACCGGUCUGACAUAUUCCAUUGCUUACAAACGUUCUAUUUGAACUCGUUUCUGUACAUUUUCAAUAGAAGAGCGAAUGAUAUUGAUAAUGUGUUUAAGAAUUUAUUAGUUUCCUGCGAAACUACGGAAAAGUUGGGAUAUAAGAGCCUAAUGUAUGCGACAUACCCGUUUCUAAACCAGAUGCUUCGGUUAUGGAUCGAGUCGUACGGAAUGAAUGUUUCGAAUAUGGAAGCCAGCUGUUUGAGUUUUGUAUUGUUUUUAAUGGGCAAAGCGAAAAGAUGCAGCCAGCUGGUUAAAUGCGAGAACUGCAGUUCGAAAACUGGCUUACACGACGCCCUGCGCCUGAGCUUUCUCGUCAAAAACUUGAUAAAUAGAGCCGUGAACGAUAAUUCGUUCGCAUCGAAAUCGGAGAUAUUCCAAGCGAUCAGAGACGAACAAUAUGCCAUAUUGGACGAGUUGAAAUCAGCUGGUUGCGUGAAUACUUGCAAAUAUCACGUCAAGCUGCAAACGGAUGUUCACAACAGCGCCAUCUUGUUGCACAAGGCGGGAAACUACGAGUUCUCUAUAACGCUGUUUGACGUUUAUUUGAAAAAGGAAUUCGAGAAUUCGAAGGGGGCGGAUUUUAAGAACGUGAGCCGCGGCCUCUAUAAUAAAAGUAUAUGCGAAUUGGAUAACAAAAUGUAUGACACGGGCGUGCGGGAUGCGUUCUUGAGUUUGGCGUUUUCGCAGGAUUUUAAAAGCGAGAAAUAUAUGAGUCUGGUUGUGGAUAUGAAGGGGAAGGCGGCGAAGAGUGCGGAGGACAAUGGCAAUAAUCAGGAAUUGCAGUUCGUAUCCGCGCUGAGCGCUUGCGAAUCUGUGGCGGGCAGCGUUGAUGUGAAACCUUUUUUGCGGAAUGUUAAAUUUAGCCAACUGUUAAAGCAUGAAUUCGCUAUUUAUGAAAAACUGUGGCCAUCUUUGGCUCCAAUAACUGGCGUUAUACAAUCCUUGCACAAGAUGAUGAAUUCAGAUGGUUUUUGGAGUCAUGGUAAGUAAUUUGAU